This is a messenger RNA of Tripterygium wilfordii, 889 nucleotides long. Its product is annotated as photosystem II core complex proteins psbY, chloroplastic-like. The record is from RefSeq and is a predicted model, not a curated record. The coding region runs from base 191 to 796 and encodes 201 amino acids. Gene Ontology annotation, molecular function: manganese ion binding. Gene Ontology annotation, biological process: photosynthesis; cell redox homeostasis. Lineage: Eukaryota; Viridiplantae; Streptophyta; Magnoliopsida; Celastrales; Celastraceae. Gene Ontology annotation, cellular component: photosystem II; chloroplast thylakoid; membrane. The transcript has a single exon.
CUCCAAGUGGGGUAUGGAAUUUGAGGUUCAUAUCUCACCACUUCCACUCUCUGGAUAAGAGAAGAAUCCAGUGAACAAAUUUCCAUUGGACCAAAUAUUUCCUGAGUUGUCUUUAAUCCACUCUCCAAUUCCUUCUAGCACAACAGAUCCUGAACCCCCAGCAGAAGAAAAAAUAAACUAAAAAUCAUCAAUGGCAGCAACUAUGGCUACAACAAUGGCAAUCCUGCACGCAAAGUGUUCGACGAUUUGCUCUUCCAAAAACAGCAACCCCACCAAGAUAUUUUCAAAACCCACUUCCCUUCUCUCCCUUCAAAACAUCCCAAAAGGUCUAACCAUCUCAAAACCAACUGAUCAGCUCCAAUCAUCAUCUUCCCUCGCUGGAGCUGCAAUUGCUGGAGCAAUAUUUUCCAGCUUGAGCUCAUGUGAUGCGGCCUUUGCAGCCCAACAAAUCGCUGAGAUUGCCGAAGGAGACAACCGUGGGAUUGCUCUGUUGCUCCCAAUUAUUCCCGCAAUUGCGUGGGUCCUGUUCAACAUUCUGCAACCAGCACUGAACCAGAUCAACCGCAUGAGAACCACAAAGGGGCUUAUAAUUGGGCUUGGACUUGGUGGUUUGGUUGGUCUGAUGGGGACACCAGAUGCAUCUGCUAGUGAGAUUGCUAUGAUUGCUGAUGUUGCUGCCACCAGUGACAACAGAGGUCAGCUGCUGCUGUUUGUUGUUGCACCUGCGAUUCUGUGGGUUCUGUAUAACAUUCUACAACCUGCUUUGAACCAGAUCAACAGGAUGAGGUCUGAGUGAUUUGGGUUUGGUUGUGAUAGUACAAAUUAAGUUACUUUGUAAUUGAACAAAAUCACCCUUUAUGAUAAUGAAGUUUCUACUCUCUUUCGCUCU